Molecule: messenger RNA, 3115 nt
Organism: Cucumis sativus (cucumber)
Lineage: Eukaryota; Viridiplantae; Streptophyta; Magnoliopsida; Cucurbitales; Cucurbitaceae
Product: AUGMIN subunit 8
Exons: 7
Coding region: 780-2591 (603 amino acids)
Biological process (GO): spindle assembly; centrosome cycle
Cellular component (GO): cytoplasm; nuclear microtubule; centrosome
Molecular function (GO): microtubule binding
Source: RefSeq, a predicted model, not a curated record
AUGGUGUAUUAGUUGAUUUUUUUUUUUUUUUAAUUAGUAUUGUUUUGUUUUUCUAAUUAAACAUUGACAGUUGGAGUUGAAUGAUACAUUUUCAAUUUCACCUGGUCCCAUAGACCUACAAGUAUUAUUUCUGAUUUAGAAACUUGGGUAAUGCGACUUCUUUACUUUUACAAGUUUCAGAAUUGUUUUUAAUGAAAGGAUCUUUAUGAAGAGAGAAGUUUACACAGAAGAAGAAGAUGAAAGUGAAGAAAAUUGUGAGUGGGAAUGUACGAAAUCUUUCAUGUUUUCAGCCCCAACUAUCCGUAUAGCCAAAUAAGUUCCAGUUAAGUUCCACUUCCCAUUCUUAUCCUGCAAAAGCCCACACUCUCUAUCCUCCUGCUCGAGAGUUUCUGAGGGGACCUCUACUCUGUAAAUGCCAUUUGUGUCAAAGCAACCCGAAUCAAAAGCCGUAACAAUUAGACGUUGAUGCAAUUUAUGGCAGUUCCCCUUUUCUUAAGUGGCCCGUUUUUUACCCUACCUUGUCUUUCUCUUCCUUUCGUUGUUCUGAUCUAACUUCGGUUGAGAGCAUUGCUUGAUUAGGAACUAAUCAUAUUCGAGUGUGUAUUAGCUUUAGUGUUUCAAUUUCAGGUUCGCCGUUCUAUUGAUCUUUUCCUGCUGUAGAAUAGAAUUGGAAAAGGAUCUUUCUUUUCGUGAGUACUGUUUUUUCCAGAUUAAAGGGAAUGCAAAUUGUGUAGUUAUGUGAAGAAAUCUAUCGCUAUGGUCUGAUUUCAAUAGUUUGGAUGGAUGUAUGCGAAUCGGGGCGGGCAUUUAGAAAGUAUACAGUAGAAGCAGCAGCAACGACGCCAAGACAACCGUUGGUUCCUGCAGCAAAGAACAAUGAAGUUGCCACACGGUCUCCCUCGCGUUCCAAGAACAACCCAUCUUCACCUUCAUCGUUGUCUGGACCUCGGCGUUGCCCAUCACCAAGCAUCACGCGGCCGGUUUCUGCAUCUUCCCAAUCGGUUCUUAAAAGAGCUCAAUCAGCAGAAAGGAAGCGACCCUCCACACCCCCUUCUCCUCCAAGCCCAGCCACACCAAUUCACGGUACACCUGCAGAUGUACAGUUGCUAUCGAAAAGGGUGAUUGGUGGUCGAACUGAGAGUUUAUGGCCCUCUACGAUGAGAAGUUUGAGCGUCUCAUUCCAAUCUGAUACAAUUUCUAUUCCUGUUUGUAAGAAGGAAAAACCCGUGUUAUCUUCUCCUUCUGAUCGAACUCUGAGGCCUUCGUCUAAUUUCUCAUCUAAACAAGCUGAAACGCAAGCUGUUUCACGGAAGCACACGCCAGAAAGAAAGAAGAGUCCUCUUAGAGGUAAAAAUGGGUAUGGUCAAUCAGAGAAUUCCAAGCCAGUUGAUGGGUCACGGGCCCAAUUCGUAGAUCAUCAGAGAUGGCCAAGUAGAGUUGGUGCGAAAGCAUCUUCCAAUUCAUUGAAAUGUACUGUGGAUCUCACCGAUAAAAGAGUCCCAAGCUUACAUAAGUCACUCCGAGGAAGUGGUUUAUCUUCUACAAGGGCAACUACUGGUGAGAUUGUGAACAAACCUUUACAGAAAUCCACCAGUGGUGUUGCGAGGUUAUCAUACGUUGAUGGAAGGAGUAGGGAAGAAUUUGACGCAAAUUCAGCUAACGACAAUUCAAUGCAGGAAUCUGCAGCUAACAAGGUCGUCUCUUCAAGUGUAGCAGGCAUUAAAAUAACAGCUAACCGAGUUGGGAGAUAUGACUCGCCUACUCUUUGCCCACGUCCAUCUUCACCUUCCAAGACACCAGUAUUAUCCUCUGUUGCUAGAGGAGUUAGUCCAUCUCGUUUAAGACCAUCAACUCCACCUCCUCAGGGAAUUAGUUCAUCGCGAAUUAAACCUUCAAAUUCUACUCAAUCCAAUGCUUCAACUUCUGUCCUUAGUUUCAUAGCAGAUUAUAAGAAGGGAAAGAAAACGGCGAGCUACAUAGAAGGUGCUCAUAAGCUACGGCUUCUAUAUAAUAGACAUCUGCAGUGGAGAUGUGCUAAUGCACGGGCCGAGGUUGUCCUUCAUAAUCAGGAGGUGAUAGCAGAGAAAACUCUUCUUGGCGUAUGGACUACAACAUUAAAUCUUUGGGAUUCAGUGAUCAGAAAAAGGAUCAAUCUCCAACAGCUGAAGCAAGAGCUCAAAUUGAUCUCUAUUAUGAAUGAUCAAAUGAGGUGCCUCAACGAAUGGGCUGUGCUUGAAAGAAUUCAUAAUCAAUCCUUAUCAGGUGUCAUAGAUGAUUUGGAGUCGAGCACUCUUCGUGUUCCAGUAACUGGAGGGGCUAAAGCAGAUGCUGGUUCUUUAAAUGGUGCAAUUUGUUCGGCCGUUGAGGUGAUGCAGGCAAUGGGAUCCUCCAUUUGCUCUUUACUCCCAAGGGUGAAGGUAAUGCAGACGUUAGUUUUUGAACUUACUAUUGUCGCAGCCCAAGAAAAAGCUAUGCUUGAUGAAUGUAUAGCAUUGUUAGCAUCAAGAGCGGCUUUGCAGGUUGAGGAGCAGAGUUUGUGGACACAUCUCAUACAAAUGAAACAAGGAUUGGAAAAUGUCUCCCAGUUUUAGACGGUUAGGCUAAGUAAGCUAACAACAAAACCCAUCUAUUUCUAUUUGUUUACCCUCAUUGAAGAAGAAAAUGACGAGUUAUUCUUCCAUAUCCAGUCUUCUCCCGCAUGUAAAUUCACCCUUUAAAUUCUUAGCGGGAUUCUGUAGAUGUAAAUCUUUUUCUCUAAUUUUAAUCUAUUUAUCUUUUGAAAAUUUUCUUCAACCUUUACACAAUUUUUCCAUUACAAGAACCUCUCUGGCUUAUUCUUUCCACCUGCAAGAAAUUGUAAAGUAAUGGAGAUGGCAAUGAUAUUGAAGGGUCAUCAUGCAACUUCCACUCUAGAGAAGUCCUGCAUAGUUCAGUUCAAGUUCACUUCUGUUUCCAUUUACAUGGUUGGUACUUUGGUAGAUCCAUUGUGUAUUAGUGAUAACAACUAUCUUAAAUAGUAGUAGACUUUUUGGGUGAAACCAAAAUGGAAGCUACGAAGGCUUAUGACUAAAGUAAACAAUAUUAUACAAUAAUGAGAAUAUUUGAUUGGUUGUUA